Molecule: messenger RNA, 5610 nt
Organism: Entrophospora sp. SA101
Lineage: Eukaryota; Fungi; Glomeromycota; Glomeromycetes; Entrophosporales; Entrophosporaceae
Source: the annotation of a GenBank genome assembly
AUGAAAGGCCUAUAUGAUUCUGCUCGAUCAGCUGCUAUUGAACAAGCUGCUCAAUUGCAAGAAAAAGUAUCAAAAUUCCAUUUUGACAUUUUAGUUAAUUCGCCAAUUGUAAUUCUUCCUCAUAAUAAUAAAGAUACAUUAGUUGCUAAUCUUGGUGAACUGUCUGCUAUAAACGAAUUUAUUUCAAAUGAAAAUGGAAAUGGGUUUCUUACUCAAAUAAAAGCAGAACUUCAAAAAAUUCGAUUGACAUCGAAUUUUGAAUUUCAUAAUGGCUUUACUCAAAGUUUACAAAUUAUUGAUGACGUUGAUAUAAAUUUCAAAAUUUCAUAUGCAGAACAUGUUAAAGGUUCAACAAGACCAGACAUGGAGGUUAUCGGUGAAAUGUCGGAUGUAAACAUGAGUUUGACACAAAAACAAUACAAAUUUUUAUUGGAUCUUUCAAACUCUGUCACUACAGCAUUUAGUGGAAACGGUUCAAAAUCUCCAAAAAAGGAAUUUGAUUCACCUGAUACGACAUCAAGUCCAUCCACAUAUCCAAAAUCUUUACAAAAUAUUGAUUCGCCUGCUAAGGAGGAAAAUGAAAAACCUUGGAUUUCAGUUGACCUGGCAUUUAAAGUAAAGCAAAUUAAUUUGGAAAUUUUUUCUGGUGAUGGUUCUCAAGUAAAAGAAUUAGGCGAAUCGAGUUUGUCGAAAUUUUCUUUAAAUGAAACUGAUAUAAAGUUCCAAAUGUUGACUGAUGGAUCAAUUGAAGCAGAACUUCAAUUGAAAUCUGCAACUCUUGUUGAUACACGACAUAACAUAAAAAAUGUUUAUAAAGAGAUUUUACCAGCUGUAAAUAAAAACACGUCUCAAUUUAUGGUAACUCUUAGCAUUUCUGGAAAUGGGGCAGACAAAAGCCUUACAGCAAUUGCAACUGUUGAUAGUCCAAAAGUGAUCCUCACUUUAGAUCAUUUAUUUGAAACUCGUAAUUACUUUAUGAGCGCAUUCGAAACUCGAGAUUCUGAAAAAAAACUGAAUAAUCAGGCAGACAGUUCAGAUUCCUCUGCACUCAACCCAUCUAAUUCUCCAAACUCAUCUAAAUCGUCAAUAACAUCUCAACUAUCGAAAUUACCACAUAAACAACAGCCAUCAGUUCCUUCAGAAGCAAUGACUAUUAAUUAUCGUGUUAAUAUAACCGGCGCAGAAAUAAUAUUAUUGGCAAAUCCACAUCUUGCAAGUACUGAAGCAGUUGUAUUAUCAGCACAUCAAAUAGUUCUUACACAACAAAGAGUGUUAGCUAUUAGUAUUAAUAAAAUUGGCAUGUUUUUGUGUCGUAUGGAUAAAAGAGAUUUAACAUUAUUACGGUUUAUUGAUAACUUUGAUUUUGCAAUGACAUUGGACACUUCUAAUUCCAAGCCGGGUCAACAACUUUCAAGCAUUAAUAUUGAUGUUGGGCCACUUAUCUUGAGAGUUUCUUACAGAGAUGUUUUACUUAUAUUAUCAAUCAUCAAUAAAGUCUCGGAACUUUCUUCUCAAUCAUCGUCAUCAUCGGAAGAAGCUGAAAAAUCUUUAAUAGAAGCAGAAAACUCGGAAACACAAUCAUUAGUUCAUGGUAGGACAUUUAAUUCUAAUGCUUUUUCUGCAGCCAAGAAAAAUACCUCUUCGACCAAAUCGCGUCCCUAUGCAAGUACGUCAAGAGAAUCGUUAAAAGCUAUAUUUCAAGGAACUCGUCUUAUUUUAAUUGGAGAUGAACAUAAUAUACCAAUGAUAGAUGCGACUGCAAAUAAAUUUUCUUUGGAUAUUUUAAAUUGGUCAUCUCAAAUGAGUGUCGAUGCUACAAUUUCAACUUAUAUGAAUUAUUUUAAUUUGACAAAUUCUCAUUGGGAACCAUUGGUAGAGCCUUGGAUGUAUAAGUAUUUGGAUUUAGGCGUCAAAAAAUUUGAAUCCAGAAAUACAGCCAGAGGUGCUAAAACACCAUAUAAACUAAGAAAUAGGACAGGUUAUAAUAUGCAUGUAUGGGCCAUUUCUUCUGAUGAUGCUACAAACACCGUUUUAAAAGUAUUGAAUGAUGGAGAUGAUAUAGAUUGGAGAUUUGAUGACUGGAGAAAAACACGAGAGAGUAUGAUGGUAAUGAAAAACAUGCUUGGUAUUCAAUUUGAUGGUUCUAAUUGGGAAUGCAUCAGGGACAUCCAUGUAGACAGAGAGGGGGAAAAAUUAUAUAUUCUUCGACCAAAAUUAAAUAAUGUAUCGCAUAGAUUGAUGGUUGACAUAAAACUCGAAGAUAACAUUAAAGUGGUGACCUUCCGAUCUGUUUUGGUCGUCGAAAACCGUACAUUACUUACAAUAGAACUAUUGAUAAUUGAUUCAGAUAAAAAAGAUGUUAAAAAGGUCUAUCAAAUAGCCCCUGGAGAAGAUUGCCCAUUACCUAUUGAAGCUGCCUACCAUAAUCAAUUCAAAAUCAGACCUGAAGGCGGCUUUAGAUACAAUUGGAGUACCGAAAAUUUGUUUUGGCAAGAUUUUAUUAAACGUAAUCCACUCAAAUCAAUUUCAUGUAAUUCUCUUGAUGAUGGUAAUGAUGUAUCUUUCAGGUUUCAAGUGUUUGCUAGAUACAAAAAAAAUGAUCCUUUUGUAAAGUUUCAAGUGUUUGCUAGAUACAAAAAAAAUGAUCCUUUUGUAAAAGAAUAUCCUUACAUGGCGAUUCGAUUAAGUGCACCUAUUCAAUUUGAAAAUUUAUUACCAUAUAAAACCAGUGAACCUGCCAUAAUUGCAUCACCAAAUAAAUCCGAUUAUAAAGUUGAUGACACAAUAACAGUUACAGAUCCUGCUGGCUUAAAAUUAAAUCUUAGAAUAUACUACACUGAAAUUCCGGAUUCGGGCGGUGCAUUCAAAUUCAGUCUCUAUAGUCCUUAUGUUAUUAUCAAUAAAACUGGAUUGGAUAUGAUUUUUAAAUCAAAAUCUUUCUUGCAAUCAGCAAGAAUUGCUGCUGGUCAAGGAUCUUCAAGAAAAAAUAAUAUUGCUCCAUAUAUGUUUUCAUAUCCAAAUGAUGAGAUUGUAAAUCGUGCACUUUUAAAAAUCGGUGAUUCAGAUUGGAGUAGGCCGAUAAGUUUUGAAGCUGUUGGUACAUUUUUGGAGGUUGUGGUUCCUUCAAAAUCUGAAGAAAUGCACUUGGGCGUUAGUAUUCAGGAAGGUCAACAAAAGUACAAGUUAACAAAAAUCAUAACUAUUACACCAAGAUUUGUUCUUAAAAACAACUUAAACGAGGAUAUAAACAUCCGAGAACCAGGUUCCAAAGAAUUCUUAACUAUUAAGUCAAAAAAUCGUGCACCUCUUCAUUUUCUGAAACAGGGUGACGUGAAACAAAUAACCCUGUGCUAUUCACGUUUAAAUCCUUGGUCUGCACCAAUUAAUAUCAAUGAGCUCGGAAGAGUACACGUUAAACUUUAUAGAAAUAAUGACGAUAUUACUUUGAUUCGAACUGAAAUUUUAUUGGAGGACGCUACAGUUUUUGUCAUCUUUAAUAAAGAAGAAGGGAGAUGGCCCUAUCGUAUUGAAAAUUAUUCAGAUGUUGAUGUAGUUGUAUAUCAACAGAAUGCUAGCGCUCAGUCCACUUCUACAAAGUUAUACGUUGUAGCUUCUGGUAAUUCUAUGGCGUAUUCAUGGGAUUAUCCCGCUUUGAAAAAUAAAAAAUUAGUCUUAAAUAUUAAUGAUAAUGAAAGAGUAGUCAACAUCCAAGAAAUCGGGUCUCUUGUGCCGUUCAAAUAUCCUGUCAAUGACAAUAAACACAAGAUUUUGGCUAUAGAAGUUGUUGCAGAUGGUCCAACACAAGUUUUGCUUUUAACAAAUUAUAAACAAUCGGAAAGCAUAUUUAGACCAAGAGCACCAUCAAUCACAUCUAAUACUAAUAACGAACCUACAUCUAAUCGGGAAGCCUUUGAAGUGAUUGAUGUUGAUUCAGUAACAACAAUUAGUUUUCAAAUAAGACUUGUAGGAAUUGGGAUAUCUAUUAUCAAUAAGAGGAUGCAGGAAUUGGCUUAUGCAUCAAUGCGUGGAUUGGAAUUUAAAUAUAAAGAUUCUACAUUGUAUCAAUCAAUCAAUUUCGUUGUUAAGUGGUUGCAGGAAAGUAUUGAUAAUCAAUUAUAUGGAGGAUUGUAUCCUAUUAUUUUAUACCCUACAAUGAUUCCUAAAGAUGAAAAAGAAACCGACACACAUCCUGCUUUCCACGCAGCACUUAUAAAAGCGAAAGAUGAAUCACAUGGUGUUGUCUACAUCAAAUACUUUUCUAUAUUACUACAAGAAAUGACAUUUGAAAUGGACGAGGAUUUUCUUUUUGUUUUACUUGAGUUUACUAAAAUUCAGGGUCUAAGUUCACACGAAGAAAAUGAAACGUCACUUUUGGAUGGCGCCCUCGAUAUUCCUGAGCCAAAAUCUACCGAAGGCGAUAAUCAAUUAUACUUUGAAGUAUUACAUAUACAUCCAAUGAGAUUUAAUAUAUCAUUCGUUAGAACUGAGCGUAUAAAUGUUGAAAAUAAGCCACCACCACGUAAUCCUAUGACAUUUUUUAUCAAUGUUUUAACUAUGGCGAUCGGAAAUAUAAAUGAUGCACCAAUUAAAGUCAAUGCACUAGCAAUGGAAAACAUGCGAGUCAGUUUACCUGUUCUUAUUGACCGAAUUCGACAACAUUACGGAAAUGCCUUUAUUUAUCAAGUCCACAAAAUAGUCGGAUCUGCUGAUUUCUUGGGUAACCCUGUCGGAUUAUUCAGCAACCUUAGUUCUGGUGUUGUCGAUAUUUUCUAUGAACCUUAUCAAGGUUUUAUAAUGAGCGAUAAGCCUCAGGAUCUCGGUAUUGGAAUUGCGAGAGGCGCAACAAGUUUUUUUAAAAAAACAGUAUAUGGCUUUAGUGAUAGCGUCUCUAAAAUUACCGGAAGUAUUGGAAAAGGUCUUUCUGCUGCAACUUUGGAUAAAUCUUACCAGGAUCGUAGAAGAAUUUCACAAUUCAGAAACAGACCUAAGCACGCUUUAUAUGGUGUAACUCAAGGAACAUCAUCAUUAGUUAGCAGCAUUAAAAGUGGCUUUGAAGGUCUUGCUCGUAAACCAAAAGAAGGCGUCGAAAAAGAAGGAGCUCAAGGAUUCAUCAAAGGUGUUGGCAAAGGCCUCGUUGGAUUUGUUACCAAACCUGUUGUUGGUGUGUUCGACUUAGCUAGUAAUGUGACCGAAGGUAUUCGUAAUACCACUACAGUAUUUGAUGAAAAUGAUCUUUCACCUGUAAGGUUACCACGUUUUGUAGGACGUGAUGAAGCUUUAGGACAAUCUUGGUUGAAAGAAUUAGAGGACGGAAAAUAUUUGAAUGAUGAAUAUGUUGCGCAUCUUGAUCUAAACGAUGAUCAAGUUGUCAUGCUUACAAGAUCCAGAAUUAUGUUAAUAAAAAACAAAAGAUCCAAAGUAGAAUGGGAAGUAUCUUUUGACGACAUUCAAACAACUUCAAUACAACCCACAGGGAUUUUUCUUAAGAUUCGACCAAACAAUACACAUGGCCACUUCAUAAAUAUUGUUGAUCCUUCAAGCAAAAGUUGGUUUGAGAGAAAAAUUGAAGAAGUAAUAAAUGAUUAUAACAAUGAAAAACAUCAUUAUUAA